This is a messenger RNA of Penicillium macrosclerotiorum, 1041 nucleotides long. RefSeq lists its product as uncharacterized. Lineage: Eukaryota; Fungi; Ascomycota; Eurotiomycetes; Eurotiales; Aspergillaceae. The record is from RefSeq and is a predicted model, not a curated record. The transcript has 5 exons. The coding region runs from base 1 to 1041 and encodes 346 amino acids.
AUGCUGACUGGAAAAGGCCUUCGUGCCGUCGCAGUAAUGUGGGCGAUGACGUUUAUAUCUUUCAUUUUGGUUCCGCUUCGACUUUAUACUCGUAUCUACAUUAUCAAGGCCCUGGGACUUGACGACCAUGUGUUCAACCUGGCAUGGGUCUUUCUUCUUCUAUAUACCGUUUUUGUCACAGUCGCUGGCGUCUAUGGCUUUGGACAAUCGAUAACGUCCCUUGAGAUGGAUUCCGCUGUCAAUGCUGUUUAUUACGAGAUGAUCGGGCAGACAUUUGCUGUUCUGGGAAUGGCCAUUGCAAAACUGUCCCUUGGUAUCUUUCUACUCCGUAUCGUUGUCAAGCAAUGGCAUCGUAUCUCCAUCUGGAUAUCCAUGGUCAGCCUGUCCGUCGUGUCCGUGAUGACAGCCAUUCUUUUCUGGGUACAGCGUCUGCCCUCAGAAUCAAUUUAUGACCCACGCGUUCCCGGUCGUACUGUUGUCGGUAUCACGCCGUUCUCCAUUUUGCUUGGAUCAUGGUGCGCUGCUGUGGAUUUCUAUUUCGCUCUGCUUCCAUGGAUUUUCAUCUGGAAGUUGAACAUGAAAUUUAAGGAAAAGAUGUCCAUCGCAAUCAGCUUGAGCCUGGGCUUUGUGGCUUGUGUGUGCGGUAUCAUCCGGACAAUCGAGCUGGGGGGACUGGCUAGCACAAACUAUACAGAGGAUACCGUGAGCCUUAUAAUCUGGUCGGCUGUCGAACUCGCAGUCACCCUCAUUUGCGUUGGAAUUCCCACCGUCCGCCCUCUUUAUCGUGUGAUCGUGCACGGGUCCAAUUUGGAGAGCUCGGAAAACGGAUAUGUCAAACAAUCGGACUCCAACCACUCCUAUCGCUUUCGCAUGCGAAAUAUCGCAAAAGACGCGACUUUGUUCAGCGUGAACGAAGGUAAUACCGAAUCACAUGUCACGCGCGAUAACCGGAGCGACGAGGAAGUGCUUGUGGGCCAGCACGGAAAUAAAAACAACAAUGGCAUUCGUGUUCGGGACGAGGUACGAGUGGAACGAAUUUGA